Messenger RNA from Prunus armeniaca (apricot), 288 nucleotides. The record is from the annotation of a GenBank genome assembly. Lineage: Eukaryota; Viridiplantae; Streptophyta; Magnoliopsida; Rosales; Rosaceae.
AUGGGUGUCUCUAAUUCUGUUGCACUGGUGGUUGUUCUUCUAGUUGCAGCUGCCAUGUUCACCGUGCAGCUAGGUUUGGUCACAGCAGCAGCAGCAGCAGUUGCAGAUGAUAAGAAUAUUAUUAUAAAUAAUAGGGAACUGAGAGAACGGCGGCCACCUCCAUUUCGUCCAAAAUCACCACUUGCAAACCAACAACCAGGCAUGAGACUUCCUGCUCCCGAUCCUCCACCUCCUCCUCCUCCUCCCCCGCCCACGCUUCCAAACAACUUCAACAAUAACCGUGCCUGA